Bombina bombina (fire-bellied toad) is the source of this 1508-nucleotide messenger RNA. It is a transcript of the gene BCKDHB, whose product is annotated as branched chain keto acid dehydrogenase E1 subunit beta. The record is from RefSeq and is a predicted model, not a curated record. Gene Ontology annotation, biological process: branched-chain amino acid catabolic process; response to nutrient. The transcript is spliced from 11 exons. Gene Ontology annotation, molecular function: catalytic activity. Bases 26 to 1147 code for a protein of 373 amino acids. Lineage: Eukaryota; Metazoa; Chordata; Amphibia; Anura; Bombinatoridae.
UCUAGUUUGUGGAUAGUGUCUGAUCAUGGCGGCGGUUCGUGUGUUGUGUGUUGCCAGCCGGUUUAAUCGGAAAGUGUUACAAUGGCCUAAAGCUACCUUCAGAGCCCCGAGCAGGACGGUCGCACAUUUCACUUUUCAGCCGGAUCCGGAGCCUACUGAAUAUGGCCCAACUCAGAAGAUGAAUCUUUUCCAGUCUGUGCAAAGUGCCUUGGAUAAUACACUAUCAAGAGACCCUACUGCAGUAAUAUUUGGUGAAGAUGUUGCCUUUGGAGGAGUGUUCCGAUGUACUGUUGGGCUGCGAGAUAAAUAUGGUAAAGACAGGGUUUUCAACACACCCUUGUGUGAACAGGGAAUUGUUGGAUUUGGCAUUGGAGUUGCAGUUGCUGGCGCUACCUCCAUUGCAGAAAUUCAGUUUGCAGACUACAUAUUUCCAGCAUUUGAUCAGAUAGUUAACGAGGCUGCCAAAUACCGAUACAGAUCUGGAGACCUCUUCAACUGCGGGAGUCUGACUAUAAGAGCUCCGUGGGGCUGUGUUGGUCAUGGGGCACUUUAUCAUUCUCAAAGUCCUGAGGCUUUCUUUGCUCACUCUGCUGGAAUAAAGGUGGUCAUCCCCAGAAGUCCUGUCCAGGCAAAAGGCUUGCUACUAUCCUGUAUAGAAGAUAAAAAUCCAUGUAUUUUCUUCGAACCCAAGAUACUCUAUAGAGCAGCAGUGGAGCAAGUUCCGGUGGAGCCGUAUUACAUUCCCUUGUCUCAAGCUGAGGUGAUACAAGAGGGAAGUGAUAUCACUCUUCUUUCUUGGGGCACUCAGGUUCAUGUCAUUCGUGAGGUUGCAGCUUUAGCCCAAGAAAAGCUGGGCUUGUCUUGUGAGGUGAUUGACUUGAGGACUAUUCUCCCAUGGGAUGUGGAAACUGUUUGUAAGUCCGUGGCAAAGACUGGGCGUUUAUUAAUCAGUCACGAGGCUCCAGUAACAGGCGGCUUUGCAGCUGAGAUUAGUUCUACAGUACAAGAGGAAUGUUUCCUGAAUCUGGAAGCACCAAUAGCUCGAGUUUGUGGAUAUGACACCCCAUUUCCACACAUUUUUGAACCUUUUUAUAUACCCGACAAGUGGAAGUGCUUUGAUGCUAUUCGAAAAAUGAUUAAGUUCUGAUAAUGUUGCGAUUUUAUUACUGAACAGAAGCACAAGAAGAUGGAUUUUACUGAAAUAGUAUACAUUAAAGCAAUUGAGCGGAAAAUGGAUUAUUGGGCAAUUCCAUAAGAAAUCUACAUAAUAUAAUAAAAAUGUUGAGCCUCAUCCAAAGGGCAGCAAACCUGAUCGCAUCUUUCUUUAGUUUUUUUUAUAUUUUUUUUUUGUUCUCUUUGUACAGAAUAUUAAAAAAAAUACUGUAAACCUAUAAAGUUUGUUUAUCAAGAUCAAAAGUAGAAUUAACUAUGGUUUUACAUUAUACAAUAUAGUGCUGGUUUGUUUUAAAAAAAAAUAUAUCACUAGUAAAGAGUAUUUGAAUAGCUUA